Molecule: messenger RNA, 3293 nt
Organism: Paramisgurnus dabryanus
Lineage: Eukaryota; Metazoa; Chordata; Actinopteri; Cypriniformes; Cobitidae
Gene: esr2b
Product: estrogen receptor 2b
Biological process (GO): cellular response to estradiol stimulus; estrogen receptor signaling pathway; regulation of DNA-templated transcription
Cellular component (GO): nucleus
Molecular function (GO): sequence-specific DNA binding; zinc ion binding; steroid binding
Source: RefSeq, a predicted model, not a curated record
UUUGCCAAAGUACAGCCAUUCAACGUGCGAUAUUAGGAUACUGCCAGGUGUUGCAUCUCUCUCUUCCUCUCUCUACCCGUACCCGCGCUCUUCUUCCCCUGUUCGCGCACAGUAAAUCCGCGCUGCGCGUCCACAGCUGAUCAAACAGAUUUCGCUCUCCUGCUGCACAUCACCUGCUGCCUGCUGUCGAAAAGGUUUCCCCUGAAACAGUCCUGCCUGCAAUGCAUUGAUCUGUGGACCUCACUUGAGUUCUCAUACCCAGAAUGAGUUCUUCCCCUGGGACGGUUCCUGAGUCAGCUUCCCAUACGCUCCAACAGGAACGGUGCCCUGGCAAGGUCCAUCGUGGGGACUCUUCCUCCCUCUUACCCCCUGUCUACACUUCCCCGCUUAGCAUGGACACCCAGACCAUCUGUAUUCCUUCUCCUUAUGUGGACACAAGUCAGGGUUACUCACCACCACAAGGGGGAGAGUUCAACCACAGAGCUCUAAGAGUGUACAGCCCGGUGUCCUCCACAGUGCUGGGGUAUCCCCGUCCACCCGUGUCUGAAAACCUGGUCCCACUCAGUCCGACAAUCUUCUGGCCUCCUCACACCACACAUGCUUCUCUGUCUCUGCACUGCCCGCCUCCACUGGCCUACAGUGAAACACAUACACACGGGGCAUGGGAGGACGGCGAGACAAACACAUUUAACCAAAGCAGUUCUGUCCUUACCCAGGCAAAGCUAUUAGGUCAGCAACUAGAAGGCGAUGAUGGCUUUGAUCCUUCUUCAGGCAUUUUGGGUAAAGGAGACACACACUUUUGUGCAGUGUGUCAUGACUAUGCCUCUGGGUAUCACUAUGGUGUCUGGUCAUGCGAGGGGUGCAAGGCUUUCUUCAAACGAAGCAUUCAAGGACACAAUGACUACAUUUGUCCAGCCACCAACCAGUGCACCAUCGACAAGAGUCGUCGUAAGAGCUGUCAGGCCUGUCGACUCCGCAAGUGCUAUGAAGUGGGCAUGAUGAAGUGUGGUGUGAGGCGAGAACGGUGCAGUUACCGCGGUGCCCGGCAUCGUCGCCAUCCCCAGACGAGAGACGGCUCAGGCAAAGCAUUAGGGGUCAGAGGUCGCUCCCAGCAUAAUCUAGAAUUUCCGCUCAUCUCCCCUCAUCAACUCGUCCCUUCGGGUGGCGCAUCCGAGGGCCGUGGCCUGUCCGCUGAACAGCUGGUGAACUGUAUUCUAGAGGCGGAGCCUCCUCAGAUUUACCUGAAAGAGCAGGUGCAGAAGCCGUACACUGAGGCCAGCAUGAUGAUGUCACUAACCAACCUCGCUGACAGGGAACUGGUGCUCAUGAUCAGCUGGGCUAAAAAAAUACCAGGUUUUGUGGAGCUGUGUUUGUCUGAUCAGGUGCAUCUGUUGGAAUGCUGUUGGCUGGAUAUUCUGAUGUUGGGACUGAUGUGGAGAUCCGUAGAUCAUCCUGGGAAACUCAUCUUCUCACCAGACCUCAAGCUCAAUCGGGACGAAUGGGGUUGUGUUGAAGGCAUCAUGGAGAUCUUUGACAUGCUGCUGGCCACCACCUCUAGAUUCAGAGAAUUGAAGCUACAGAGAGAGGAAUAUGUCUGCCUCAAAGCCAUGAUCCUUCUCAAUUCCAAUAACUGUUCGAGCUUGCCGGAGACUCCUGCAGAUGUGGUUAGUCGAGGGAAGGUUCUGAAGCUGCUGGACUCAGUGACCGAUGCUCUGGUUUGGACCAUCUCCAGAACUGGACUGUCCACACAACAGCAAUCCAUUCGUCUCGCCCACCUGCUGAUGCUGCUAUCACAUAUUCGACAUCUCAGCAACAAAGGCAUUGAGCAUCUGUCAAGCAUGAAAAGAAAAAACGUGGUGUUGUUGUAUGAUCUUCUGCUGGAGAUGCUGGAUGCAAACACGUCUCAGAGCAGCCGGAUGCUGGAUACCAACACCGAACCCAACCACACGUCCAGACAGCAGACAGCACUAACAGAGGAGAACAGCCAGGAGAGCAACCACAGACCACGAUCUACGGAGACAGUGGCUGGAAAAUUGUGUUCUAGCCCAAACAGAGAGCGCAUGGAUACAGACUGACAUUCUCUCUUUUAUGGGGUAAAAAUAUCUCUGGAUCCAGCAUUAGUCUGAUCUGGAAAAGACAAUUUUAGAUAGUAAAUGACAACCUGAACCGAACAGGGUUCACAAACAGUUCUCAAUCCUGUUUCAUCAUUAACAACAUUCAAUUUGAACAUUAUUUGCCUUUUCUUUUGGCAUAAUGUCAACCUGGAGAAAUGUCCCUUUUCAUCGAAUCAUGACAAAUGUUGUGUUUAAUGUUCUCAGUUUCUCAUUCUACUGCCGAAUAUUUUAAUAGACGAAGCUGUUACCAUCAAAGGUGAAAUGUGUUAUUUCUGUAAAACAAUAAUAUGGAUGUUUUCAAAGUUUCAAACACUCCCCAUCUCCUAUUGACUGGUUGCUAGUUCAAUUUAAUUCAAAUUUAUAAAAAAAAUUGCAAUGUUAGAAUAAAACACAUUGUACAACAAACUGUAGAGCGAGGAAAAACGAAAUUAAAAAAAGUAUAGAUAUAUUUUUUGGGGGGGGGGGGUAGUCCAUCCCAAACUCACACCACUGGGUAAAUCAGUUUUGUCAUGUCCAGGUAGGUUUCCCAAAAAUAUUGUAAUAUUGAUUCAGAAAUUACACAUUACACAUAUUCAGUAUUUAGCAAGUAUGCCAGUUGAUAGUAAAGUAAGGAUUGACCAUACGAAAGAUCUCUAAUAAAUGAUGCCUUAUUUCUCAUAUUCUCUAAAGACUGGCCAAACCACUACUCUAUGAAAAGGUGCAUAGUACACAAAUUUAUGCAUUUUUGUACAUCAUGUCUGUAUUUGUAAGAUGCUGGGGUGGUUGUAAUUGCUGGUCUGUGGUGCUUGUUGAUUGUAAACUUUCGUGGUGAUUGUAAAUGUGACUUAAAAUGUCUAUGUCUUGUUCAUGUAUGAUGAGUCUUGUUCAGCGUUUCAUGUAAAGCCUGGCUUUUGUGCACAUUUAACAGAAAAGUCUUAUUUUAUUCUGGAAGCAUGACUUUUGGGAUGUUUUAUUUCAGAUAUGUUGGAUGAUUGAAAGAACAGCCCAAACAGGUUUUGCAGGUGCUAAAAGUGUUUACAUUGGUCUCUGCUUCCCGAGGUAAAGAAAGCAUGAACACAGAAGACGACCAAAAAACUGGAUUUUUAUUGGCAAAACUGUACACAGACAAAUUAAAUAAGUUUUAAGCUUCAAAAAAAAAAAAAAACAUUUUUGCUAUUUUCUGCAAAUAAAUUCAUGAUG